CAGGGGCAUAUGUACAGUAAAUUCCAUUAGCCUACUUAGAGAAAGCUAUAAAGGGUGUUUUUGAAAAAACAGAGAUUUCUGUUGAUAUGUAAAGAAGAAGAAGAAGAAGAAAAAAAAAACGUUUACACUUGGAUAUCUAUAAAGACUUCCCGGAGGAGAGGGAUUGGAUGUGGGGCCAGGCGACCGACGAGGAGAGAGGAGGGAGCUGUGUGUGUGUGUGCGCAAUAGAGACCUCCCCUAACCCAAGCUUAUCCCAUCUGUCAGCAAUACAAUAAUAAUAAUACGAGCGAGGAGGGUGGUGCUGUCCCUUUAAGAAACGGAGAGAGAGAGGGAGAGGGAGAAGAAGAAGAAGAGAGGGAGGGAGAGAGAGAGAGGAGGAGAGCUGUGAGUCGGUCUGCAGCGUCGGACCAGCGCAUUCGGUUUCAUUAUGGCGAGCGCGUAAACAAAUCGACUCCGGAGGUGGAAAAAACCCAACAGAUAAAACCCGAACUUCACACCGUCCUGUCAUAAACCCGGGGUUUCAGAGGAGUCGUCGCCGAAAUGCCUUCGACAUUCAUCUCUUUUCUUUUUCACGCAAGCAAUAUCACCCAAAAAGACGGCACGGCUUGUGCGUGCGUGCGUCUCCAGGGUAGCCCGGGAUCUACAGACAGCUUUGCCUUGUAAAGUUUUUUUUUUUGGGGGGGGUGGGAGCGAAAAAAGAAAAAUAUAGAUAUACAAAUUAAACCGAUUGUCUUUUAUAAGUCAGUCGCUAACGAAUGGAGUUUUUUUCUGGAGCGAUCGGGAUGGGAAGCUAUUUAAACUGGGCUCGACAUUCUUAGUUUUGUUAUUUUUAUUUAUUUAUUUUGUAAAUCGCCCCGAAAAAAAUUAAGAUGGAGCAUUAAAAUAAAUAAAUAAAUAAAAAUCGAAAAUGUUAACGGGAUCCAAAACCUCAUUCAAAAUUAAGCAAGUUGUCCCCGACUUCAAGGACAAGCCCCUGAACUUCAGCAGCACGGCCCUGCGAGGCGGAGAGACGGCCGAUUUCAAGUGCCUCCCGGGGGAGUGCGUUCUCCAGCGCACGCAGCCCGUCAGGAAGCUCUGUGCUGGAGGAGGAAGCUCGCUCACCGGCGCCCUCUUGUGCACCACCUUCAGGGUGGCGUUUGUCCCCGAGGAGGGCGUGGCCAGGACGGAGGACAGGGGUUCAGUUCCUGCGUUUUUGGGGGAGCAUGAUGUCGCUCUGGCUUCCAUUGAGAGAGUUGUGGCAGUGAGCCCGCCCCGAUGGAAGGUUCUGUCGGCCCGCUCGUCGCUCCGGUUCCACCCCGAGGAGCUGGUUCUGUUCUGUCGGGACCUGCGAGUGCUGAAGUAUCACUUUGGGAAGAGUGUUUCCGGGGGGGCCGAGAUAACGAGUGCCAUCGCCAGGGUGUACCAGCCCUCUGUCCCAGCUUCCCUCUCCUCCUUCCAGAGGUCAGCGCUGGGCAGUGUGGAGAUCAAACAGUAUCUCAGUAAUCGAGGCAGCGACCCCCAGAUGAACUGGUUUGAAGGGCUGCAGGACUGGGAGAGGGAGCUGGCACGGACUGGGGCCACUGGCUGGAGAGUGAGCUCGGUGAACGAACGUUUUGAAAUGGCGACGAGCCUCCCCAGAUUCAGUGUGGUUCCUCAGAGGAUGCUGGACACGGAGCUGAAGAGGGCGUUCGCCCACUUCACUGAGGGGCGCAUUCCGCGCUGGUGCUGGCGCCACCCAGAGGGCAGUGACCUCCUCCGAGCCGCCAGCUUCCAGAGCAACAUCUACCAUGAGAAACACGACGCCCGGAACCUGGAGACUCUGCUGUUUGGGCGUCACUCCCAGUGUGUGAUUGUGGAGGUGGGGGAGGACAUGCCACCCCUCUCCGAGAUCCAGGCUGCACACUCCCGUCUCCGAACCCUGUGCCUGGGAGAUAUUCCUGCGUUGGUGUCAGUGCUGGAUGAGAAGUGGCUGUCCUCUCUGGAGAUGACUCGCUGGCUGGAUCAUGUCAGGUCUUGUCUCAGAAAAUCUGCAGAGGUCUCCUGUCUCUUAGCAGAAGGGAAUCUUACUGUAAUGCUGCAGGAGGCUGAAGACCGAGAUUUGAACUGCGUUGUCUCCAGUCUGGUCCAGAUCAUGUCUGACCCGCACUGCCGGACCCUGCCGGGCUUCCAGAACCUGAUUCAGAAGGAGUGGGUCUCCGCCGGCUUCCGGUUCCUUCACCGGAAUAACUAUACCAGGGAGUGGGACAAGGAGGAGUCUCCCGUGUUCCUGCUUUUCCUGGACUGUGUGUGGCAGCUCCUUCAGCAGUUCCCCUGUCAGUUUGAGAUCACGGAGGUGUUUCUGCUGACCCUGCACGACCGAGCCCACCUGCCUCUCUACAGCACCUUCCUGUUCAACUGCCAGCGCGAGCGGGGCCGCAAUGCCCAGCAUCUCUCUCAGAGCUACACUCCAGUGAAUGGUUGGCAGGAGCUGGUGAACGGGGGUCUGGCUCCCGGUUCGGGGGGGCCCUCUUUCCCCCCGGUUUGGGACUGGGCCCUGCACUGCACCCCGGAGAGGCGGGACAGCUUCCGAAAACCUUCCAACGCCCCCCUGUCUCCCGGGACUGUCCCAAACGGGAAUGCAGAAACGCCACCCGCCCGCAAGCUCAGUAACUGCAGUGGAAGUGGAUCAGGCCUGGUCUAUCUGUUCUCCAAGGGAAGCCUGGGCCCGGCCCAUCACCUCCUGCCCUGGAGGAAUGCUGGAGGAGCGGGUUCCGGCUGGAAGAGUCAUCGGCGGGCCCCCUCCUGUGACAGGCUGCUUCGGCUGGAGCGAGCUCUCAAGGGCCAGCCUCUGGGACCCCGAGGGCCCCUGCUGCCCAUCCUCCUGGGGCCCUGCCUGCGCGUGUGGAGGGGCUGCUACCUGCGGGGGGCGCUGCAAACACAGGUCCCACCCCCAUCUUCCUCCCACCUGCACGUUGACUUCCUGGCCAGCGAGGUGGAGCAUCUGCGAGGCAGGCUGGCAUUGGCGAACGGGCUGGAUUGCCACGGCAAUGGCAAGAGGGUUGAGAGCCGGGGGACCAAUCAGAAGCCCAGGCAGGAGACCACAAACCGCAACUUCCUGUUCGAUGGCAACGGAGGGACAGGCAGCAGUUCGGAGCUGCGCUCCACAGAAACCCCCACCAAGGGGCAGAAACACCCCAAACUCCCACCCUGAGCACAGCGCUGCUGGGUGUGAAGCUGCCAUAAGACUGGGUCCUGUUUGAAGCCAAAGCACGAGAAUUCAAUAAAUCUUAUACUUCCAAUAGUGACAGCUCUGGACAAAAGGUUUGCAUCACCCUGUAGAAUGAACUUGUUUUGCUGGAUAUGACUACAGCUCCCAGCAUGCCUCUGCGUCUGCAGCAACUGCGAGGGAUUGUGGGAGCUGUAGUUCUUUAUGCCGUGGUCUUGUAUCACAGACCUCUAUUAGGAUGCAUCGUGUACAGCUCUGGCCAAAAGUUUUGCAUCUUCCCCAAAUAGAGAGUGAACUAGUUUAGCGUCAUAAAGUCGAAUGAAAACCUGCUGAAUAAUGUUAUCUUGUUCCUCAAUCCUAAAAUUUCAAGGGGAGGCAAAACUUGUGACCACAGCUGCAGGGAGCUCUCAAAUGAGCAAAAUUAAAAAAACAAACAAAA
Polyodon spathula (Mississippi paddlefish) is the source of this 3623-nucleotide messenger RNA. RefSeq names its product myotubularin related protein 11 (gene mtmr11). The record is from RefSeq and is a predicted model, not a curated record. The transcript has 17 exons. NCBI's taxonomy places the organism in Eukaryota, Metazoa, Chordata, Actinopteri, Acipenseriformes, Polyodontidae. The coding region runs from base 908 to 3169 and encodes 753 amino acids.